AAACUUCAUGACCACAUAGCGGACACAUGCGGAGACAAACCGUCUUAAAAUAAUAACAAACGGUGUAGAAAGCAGUUUGCGGGCUUACGCGAUAGCCCUGCCACUUCCAAUCGUGUUGACACGCUAGCGAUAGUAAGCAUCCGCCUACGACGACUACUGACCGCACAACUCUAUAUUGCGCGCUUCCCGACACCGACAACAGCGACUUCACUCUGGAAAGCCCGCAUGCUGGCAGCGGCAAGUACUGUUCUGUUCUUGUUACAAACUAGUGGACGCGGAACGUCGGAACUAGCGCCAAACGCGACCGCGUUUCUGUAAAGGCGCUUUCGUGUUACGUGCUUAUUAAGCAUACCAGCAGCGACAUUGUUACGCUUGGUUGGAGCACCUUCCAAGGGUGCCAGCAUAUGGACGUGCAUCCCGCUCGACAUAUGGUUACAGCAGGCCGACAACGGGCCGCACGGCCGGGGCAACCUGCUGGAGGCGACUACGACCUUUUAGCGUGCCUUGCAGAUGCCGCGGCUGCUGCUCCGUUAGGAGCGCCAGCAGCUGCGCAAGGCAGCAUCUCACAGAAACCAGCUCUUGAUCGCAGCGCGUCGGGUCAAAUAGGACCCUCUAUUGAGGCACAGACGCUAACCAGACGCAACGCAAGCAGCGGCCGGUUAUCUCCACCGCCCUCGGCCAUGGACGCCGAUGUCUCUGGCAUCGUUGGACAUCAGGUCGAACGUGAGGUGCAGGUAACCUGCAACGGCACACACGGGACCUUCCUGCUGCCCUCACAAACCGUGCAGUGUCACUGCGCUCGCUGCAGCGCUGCCAGCGGCGGUGAGGACCAGCAACCACAGCAGCCGCCGACCACCAUCACCCCCACGGAGUUUGAACGCCAUAGCGGCCUGCUCACCGCAAAAAAGUGGCGCAACAGUAUUCGUCUGCUGCAGGGCGAUGGCACCAUCACCAUCGGCAAGUGGCUCGAACAACACAACAUCCUUCCUCGACCCAAAUGCAGCGGCGGCGGACCGCUGCUGGGCUCCCCAGGCGCAGCGUCAUUGUACGGCAGCGGGGCUGCAGCUCCUGAAGCCGCCGGUUCGUUCCAUCACAACCACCUUAACGGUUUACCCUCCGCCGGCAACGACAUCAGCCACGGUCAUGGCUACUACAGCAUGGGUCAUCAUCAUCACCACCAGCAGCAGCAGUCUUCCGGGCUUCCGGGCCAGCGAAACACGCUGCCUCCCAGUCGCUACCCGGCAUCCGAGUACGUGAUGGGGGAGGAGGAGGAGUACGAGGCGGAGGAGGCGGCGGCGGCGCAUCAGGCUGCAUGCAUGGGCCCGGGCGAACAUGAUCUGGACGGGGACGUGGCUGCUGCGGAUGACGACGGCAUGGGCGGGGAGGAGGGUGAGUUCGAGGACGGAGACGGAGGAGCCGAGGGCCGCGGAGAGCCCUCCGGCCGCAUGUCACGUCGGGCUGUGGCGCAGCGCGGCGUCAGGGUGGCGGGCGGACGACCGGACAACCGCCGCGGCAUGGGCCGGCUGCCGGCUGCAUUAGACCGGGCGGCGGGCGGGGGCGUCGGGCGCUCACUGCUGGCUCGUGCUCGCAGCCGUCAGGGCCCGCUGAACAGCGGCGGCGUGGGGAGCACUGUACGGAGGAGCGCUGGCGGCAUGGAGGCACGCCGCCGCGGCCAGGAGGAUGGGGCCGGCGGCGGCGGUGGAUCCGGGCGGCGCGGCGGCGUUCAAGAGCACAGCAGCAGCGAGGGGAGUCCGCCGUCGGAUGACAGCAAGCGGCGGGACGGGUCAGGUGGCAGUGGGGAGGGUGACGGCAGCGGCACCGGCGACGGGGGCGACUCGAGGAGGGCGGUGAUGGUGCAUGGUGGCGGCGGGGCGGAGCGGAGGAAUGACGGUUCAGCAGACCUGCAGGGCUUCAGGCGCUCCUCGCGACAGGCGGCCUCGGCGGCGGCGGUACGGCAGGGCGGCCGCGAGGGAUCCGCGGAACCCAUGGAUCGCUCCAUGCGCCACGCGGCUGCCGCCAAGCGACUGCCACCCGAGUACUCCACAGGAGAAGAUAUCGGGCCGGUGGUGAAGCGAGCGCGCACUCGUGGCGGCGGGGCCGACGCCGCGGUCAAUGGCGGCGGCGCGCGCGGUGGCGGCGGCGGCGGAGGUCUCAGCGCUGAGGAGCUGGCGGCCAUAUACGACACUACGCCUCAGAUCCGCGGAUGGCGCUUCCUGGGCCCCUCGGCGGGACCAGCGUCGGACCAGGUCCUCAUCAGCGUCUCCAUCAACGGCCGCACCUUCACCGGCCUCCUGGCUCCGCAGCAGUCCGUGCCGCCGCAGCCGCCGCCGCCCAACAUGGGUCGACCGCCCCUGCCGGCAGCCCUAGCUUACGGCAACAACAACGACAGCAAUGGCAGCAUGGCGGCCAGCGGCCGCAAGAUGGUUCGCGCUCCCUUGCCGGCGACGGCGGCGGCGGCGACGGCGGCUUCUGGACGGGGGUUGCCGCCGCUGGGACCCUCGAGGAGGGGGGUGCAUGCGGCAGGGCCGGCGGCGACGGGGACACCGUCGGGUCCGAUGGGAGGGACAUCCAAUGAUCAGGAGGUUGGAGGCAGUGGCUCGGCCCUCCCGCUUGCAGCUGACUCUGGCGACGCCCCCGCCGCUCCGCCGGCCCCCCUGGAGGAUGAACCUCCCUUUGACGACGGCCUCCCUCCCGACUGCCCUCGCUGCGCCCUGUGCCGUCGCUGCGAGGUGCCCCUGCUCGCGCUGCCGCCGCUACCACCACCGCCGCCUCCGCCUCCUUCCUCGUCGUUGUCAGCACAGACGGCGGUGGUGGCGCCGGUCGCUGUGCUCGCAAAGCCGACGACGACGGCACCCACAGCAGCAGCUGCUGACGCCGUGCUUCAGGAGCCUGUCAGCAUGACGGCCACGGGUACGACGGCGGCCUUGGGCCCUGAUGCUCUCAUGGACACCGAAGCAGCGGCAGCGGCCGUUGAUCUGUCGAAGCCUACAGUGGCAGCAGCGGCGGCGGCAGCGGUGGAGGGCCCUACCUCCACCGCCACCACCGCCACCACUACAACCAUGACUACGGCACCCACGCACCCCAUGACCGCCGCGGUUAAGCAGGAGCCGGGUGCGGCGGCGGAGGGAGAGGCUGGGGCGACGCCGCUGGGGCCGCUGGAGGCCGCAUCGCAGCCGCCUCCGCCUCCGAGCUCUCCGUCGCCGCCGCCGUUGGCUGCAGCUGCAGCAGUGGAGGUGGCGGAGCAGCCCAUGCAGCAUCCGUCUGAUCUCCAGGAGGGUGCACAUGCGGAGGCAGUGGCCGUGAUUUGCUCGGCGUCUGCAGCCGCAGAGGUGGUUGCGCAGGUGGCCGGAGAGGAGGGAAGGAGCGCUGGCGGGUGCGGCAUGGAGGUGGAUGUUGAGCAGGAGGAUGAGGACGGCCGUGGUGCUGUCCUUCCAAGGGAGGUCCUCGUUGCCGGCACAGGCGAGGAGGCCAAACACGAGGAGGGUGUGGCUGCUUCUGCUGCUGCUGUUGUUGUCCUGGAUGCACCCAAGACCUCCCAAGACCUGGAGCAAGGUGGUUCGCUGCCCGCUGCACCCGCUGCGUCGACGGCUCCCGCUGCUGCUGCGGCGGCGGCUGUAUCCGAGGUUCAUCUGGUAAAGUUGGAGGUCUUGAGAAGCGAGGAGGAGGGUGAGGCCUCAGAGCCCGGUGCGGGUGCUGAAGGCCCCGGUGCUGGUAUUGCUGAUGCUGCUGCUGCUGCGGCGGUUCCAAUUGCACCCUUGGUGGUGACGACGGCGGCGGCAGCGGCGGCGGCUGAGGCAUCCCGCACGGCACGUCAGAUGGGUUGCGGGCUGGGGCCGCUGGUGGAGGUCCGCGGAGGUGCAGGAGGCGGAGGCGCAGGCAGCUCUGAGGGCGGCGCGCCGACUCUGGUGCAUUCCCAGUGUGCGCUGUGGUCGCCUGACGUGUUUGUGAUUGGCGGAAGCAUGUACGGUGUAACGGCCGUCGUCAAGCGCGGCCGGGUGUGCCGCUGUGCGCACUGCGGUCGCUCCGGCGCCACCCUCACCUGCUGCAGCGCCAAGUGCAGCCGGGUCUACCACCUGCCCUGCGCUCUGGAGGCGGGAGCCAUGCUGGUGGCCGAGCCCUACUCCAUGGCGUGUCCUGAGCACCGAAACGCCGCCGCGCUGCAUCCAGCCGCCUCCCAGCCCCACUGCCGCCCGCCCGUCUCGCGCCUGCGUACCGCUCCGUCCCUGGACGCGCUCACUCAGUCGACUGCGGGUACGACAGUCUCUGGCGGUGGCGGCGGCGGCGGCAGCUCCUACCAGCAGAUGCCUCAGGUCGCACUGCCUAUGUCGCUACAGAUGGCAGCUGGGCGGAGGGUUGUGCAGCCGCCUCCACGAUCUGCUCCAGGGGUGGAACUGCACCCGCCGACGGCGGCGGUUGCGCGGCCGGCGGCUGGUGACGCCAGCGGCCUGCCCGCCCUCAUGAUGCUCCGAAGCCCGCCUGACGCCUUGGCGGCGGCGGCGGUGACGGCGCCGUCCAUGCCGCCGCCCCGUGCUGGUCGGGGUGGUGCCGUACACGUGGCUCGCGGGGAGGUGGAUGAGGCCGGAGUUGCUGACGGCGGAGUCGCUGAGGUGGCGGCGGCGGCGGCGUGGGGUGAGGGCUUUGAGCAGCACCAAGCCGCGGUGGCGGCGGCUGGCGGAGGUGUCGUGAUGCGAACGGCCGCUGCGUUGGCGGGCCUGUAUGGCAACAGCGGCGGCGCGAGUGCAGCCGCCGCGGCGGGUACGAGCAGCGGCCAGGUGGAGAUGUCGGUUGGCUCCGAGGGCACAGGCGUACUCACUGGCAGCCAGUUGGGAGGAGCGGUGAAGCGGCGGCGGGAGGCGACUGCGGAAGAGGCGGCUACUGUUGCGGCAGCAGCGGCAGAUGAGCAGCAGCAACAACAACAACAAGAAGCGCUGGCGGCGGUAAACGGCAUGCCGGCAGGGUACCUGGCCGCAUCGGAGAUGGACGUGGAGGUUGAGGCUGCGAACGGCGGCCUCUCACACGCUUCCGCGCUUGCCCUCUGGCAACAGCAGCUGCAACAGCAGCAAAGCGCGAUGGGUCCGGACGCCAUGCAUGCCAUGAUGUUCGCGUCCGGACAGGCGCUCGGCGGCGGUGAGGGCUCGGUGGGCAGUCCCUUCGCAGCGGGUGUAGGCGGCGGCCAGGGGGGUCGUGGCGGCGGCGGCAGGUCGCGCCCAGCCAACAACGGUUACCUCGCCAACGGUCAACCGAACCGAGGAGGAGGAGGAGGCGCCGGUGGCAGCGGUGGUGAUGAGGAGGUGCCCUCGCUGCAUGGGGGCAUGUCGCCGGAGGGUGCGAUGACCCAUGUGCUGCCGCGUGCUGCUAGGAACAUCGAGGGGCUGUUGCCGUCACGUCCGCUGCUGCACAACCCCUACGUUCCCAGCAGCGGCGACCCGUCGGCGGACCUGGCACUGUCCAAGAUUGCCACAAGCGGGUGCCGCCAAGUGGAGGCGGAGCUUCUGGGCGGAACCACGGGUCGCGCUGGUCACACGGGUCGCUGCGCCGUCUGCGUCAUUCAGCGCAAGGGCAAAUGCGGCACCGAGAGCGCCCCCAAGAAGUGCCUCCGACGUCAGCUGGUCGCACUGCAGCGCGCCACAACCGCCGCCGGCGGCGCCGGUUCAGGCGGUGAAGACGCCGAGGAGCCGCAUCACCACCUCAACAUCCAGCAACAGCACCACCAACAACAACAGCUGCUGCAGCAACAUCAACAACAGCUGUACGAGCACGGUAUCGUCGAUCCAUCGCAGCAGCAGCAGCAACAACAACAACAGCUACAACAGUCGUAUUUUGACGAACGGGCGAUUGCUGCCGCGGCCGAGAUGCGGGCACGAGAGCGGGCCCGGCGGGAAACCUGGUCGUUGCCGCUGGGGCAGGGAAGUGGGGCCACGGGUCGACGGCCGCCGCAGUCUUACGUCCCGCAGGGUCUGUGAGGGAUCAUGUGGGUCAGGUGGCCUUAUGUUGGAUGUUCUGGUGCAUGGUAGACUGUGAAAGGUCAGUUUGUAAACAGCGCGGUGUUGCGGGGCGGUGGGCGUGGUUGAGGGCAUGGCGAGGAAAAAGCUGGAUGUGCGUUGCCAAGCUGAGAUGUGGGUAUGACUUGUUAAUUGGAGAAAUCCCUAAGCAAAGUAACCAAACAAUGGGAUAAUGGCAUGUGCGCAUGCUAGCGGUUUGGAAGGGUGCUUUGGGAGUUUGGGUGGGCGGCGCGUGUUUCGGUGCAGGAGGGGGGCGUACAUGGGCAGGUAUGCCGAGGUGAGGACGCGUCAGUUUCUUUGGAGCCAUCCAAGCCAUCGCGCUACUCAUGUAGGUGGGGUACGACGGUAUAGGGCCUUCGGGUUGCCUUGAUCCCUCGGGCGGGAGGGCGGGAGGGCGGGAGGCUUGAUGUUCGUCCACUUUGAAACCGACCCAUUGCAAGUAACUCUGAAACCUUUUGAAGCACUCGGGUCCUGCCGCGCCAGCUAUUAAUGCCGUGGCGGCAAAUGUGAACCUGUUUUGGGUUUGGUUUGAUGGAUGAUGGCCCCCUUUUCACGGCCUUCAUGUUUUGUUUUUUCUUUGGGAUUGGGUAAGGGUCGCGUACUGAACACACAGACCGCAGCAGCACUGCCGUUGUUGGUUGGUUGGUUGAUGAUUCGCUUGUCGGUUUUGGAACAACCCAGUGGUUUUUAGACGUUUUGGUCGUUUGGGUACCCUGAUGACGGCGUUUGCGAUAUUGCGGACGGGGAACUGUGAUAGCCCUGACACUGUCUUCCGGAAGAAAAGGUACCUGUUGGUUGGUUCGUCUGUUUGUUUGGAGGUGCCCGUCCGUCCGUCUUUGAAGACUGUAAACGUUCCGGCGGCAAGCACCGCUGUUGGUGCGAGUUCCGCCUUGUUUGGCUUGUUUGACAUAAAAAAGAAACAUUUUCUGUUGGUGCGUAGGUGCACUGCUGUAGGAGGGGGUUGUAUGGGGUUAUACCACAGCCCGCAACAACAGCCUUCGUGGGCAGGGAUCUCGCCUGCAAGCCAAGAAGCCGCUGCCGAACCCCAACAGUGUAUGGCACGUUGGCGCAGCCAAAGCGGCGGUCUAGCGCCGCUGCUUUGGAAGCGCCAUGCAGCGAUCCCUGCGCUACCCGUGCGUUGACCGGAUUUGACCGUACUGACGCAAUUCCCGGUUUAACGUUUGUGUAUGUCGGGUUUAUAUCGUCGCACCAUCCCACGUGCAAUUGCCAUUUUAGUAGUUUGUUUCUUUGUUUGUUUCCUUUUGUUUAGUAUCGCUUUGUGUGCCUUUUGCGGAUGCCUCGUGCGGAGGAUGUUAGGGAGGCAGGUGGGCUUGGGGACGCGGAAGGCGUUUCCAGGACGUUGGUUGGCCUUCCAAUGACCCAUGUGGUCAAGUGCAAUGCCGUUCUUGACGCCAAGGCGUUCCUGUUGUUUUGGGCCCCAACUAGAACUGAAAGUGACAUCCACGAAACUAACCUUCCGGUGCCUGUAAUGGUGUGUGUGUUUUAGCAUGUUUGUAGCAUCGAGGCGUAUGAUGAUAACACAUGUUUGGGCCCCUUUAGCCCUUGUUGCUUCCCUGUUUUGGCGCCCUUUGCGUCCUGACGAUAACUGUUAGAUCGCUCCCCACAAACAAGCGCGCGAUUGAAGCCUUUGAACUCCCCGUUUGAUUGCUCUCGCCGAUAGCUGCACGCUCGAGCCUGCGAUUAUUUUAAUCGUGUUUUUGGUACAUGGCCGCGGGGGCUGCUGGUGGUGGUGUGGCGCAUGAUGAUGCCCUUGUGCAAGGCCUCGAUGACCUGCUCAUGGGGGGCCGUGCUUAGGUUACGCCUUGGUAACGCAUGUAAGGGUAUCAGGCAACCAGACCAACAACGCGACAGUUGCAGUUGGGGUUUGGGAUUUGCGCCUUUUCGGGAGGGCGAGGUGCAAGGUAGCGGUCGCAUGGAUGCUGAUUGCUGUGGUGAUAUGUUUCGGAGGCACUUUGUGCGUGUCCCGUGUUUUGUGGCACGUGGGCAGGACCCUGUGGCAGCAACAGGAGGUGGCUCCCCAUCAGUUUACUUGGCUCGCUUGAGGCGGGUUUCCCUUACCUGCGCAGUGCUCGGCUCCAGCAUUUGUGAGCCGCUUCGGUUGCGUCUGGGACCAUUGCGUGGAGCUGCUGGGUAAGUUGGUGGAGGAAAGGAAGGCGGCGUGUUCCGUGGUUGCUGCAAGGAGGGUGAUGGUUUGGGAUGGUGGCUUCCUGCAAACGUUGCAUACGAGUUUCGGCACGUGUGACACUCGCCUUGUUGUGGCUGUCAUGAUGUCCGCGUCAACACGCAGUGCACAGCUCUAAACCAGCUGUGUUCUUGGCUUAACAACCCAUUAGUGUCUGCAGUGCACUGCUAGUGGUGUGAUGGUUUUGUAGGCGGCUGGCUUUACCCUCCGGCAUUGGCGGGUACCGGCCAUGUUUGCUUGUUUUCUUUGAUUGAGGGUCGGCGAUGCUGAUGGUGAUGAUGCAACCCAUGAGGGCUAGGUGCAUUGGCGGUAGGGGUGUUGCUUGGUUUGCUGAGUAAGGUGUGUCCUGUUUACGGUAUUUUGGUGUUUACGUUUUCGGUUGUUCGUCUAGGCCACAUGCUCAGACUGCCUCAUUUAGAUUGUGUGUUAAAAUGUGUAUGUGUCUGUACCCUUGUUGUAGGAUGUUGUCGUCGUCGUCGUGGUGUAAAGCCAGUGGUUAUACCCUUCCCAGAAGAGGAACUGCUCGAAAAGUGCGAGUUUGGAGUCCAUUUGCGGUUUUGUUCCCGUGCCGUUUUGUAUUCUUUUUGGAAUUGAGGAGAAGCCAUGUGCCUUAAUAAAAGAGUCGCUUGUUGUGUGUCUUUGGGAACCCCUUGGGAAUCCCUUUGUUCGCAGACAAGAGUACGGUCGGAACGUCAUCGGGCACCGAAAGCACUCAUGCACGGGUUUCGCAUGCCCAAACUGUAUACCGGUAUCGGGCUUACUUUUGGUUGCGUCUGCCGUCCAUUCCACUGUGAUAUCUCCACGCCUUGCAUGCCGUACAGAGCGGUUUGGCGCCUGGGGGCAAGGCAAGACGUCCGAAUGUUGCUACCUCUGCAUGACCUCUUCACGUGUGGCUGUUUUUAAUGAUGAAGAUUUGGAGGGCUGUGGUUCCAGGGGCUUGAAACGGUCGAGGACGCUCGUUCACUUCGGGCAGGGGGAACUUGCCUCCCCCUAAACCUGUAGACGAAUGAGCGGUUACGCAUUUGAUAUGGGCUUUUAAUGGUUGCUGCGAUUUGCCACUUAUCGACCGAAUGUGACUAAACGCUGGCAUUGAAA
Molecule: messenger RNA, 9300 nt
Organism: Astrephomene gubernaculifera
Lineage: Eukaryota; Viridiplantae; Chlorophyta; Chlorophyceae; Chlamydomonadales; Astrephomenaceae
Source: the annotation of a GenBank genome assembly